Messenger RNA from Aureobasidium pullulans EXF-150, 4071 nucleotides. Its product is annotated as multidrug resistance protein 3. NCBI's taxonomy places the organism in Eukaryota, Fungi, Ascomycota, Dothideomycetes, Dothideales, Saccotheciaceae. The record is from RefSeq and is a predicted model, not a curated record. Gene Ontology annotation, cellular component: membrane. The coding region runs from base 126 to 3881 and encodes 1251 amino acids. Gene Ontology annotation, biological process: transmembrane transport. Gene Ontology annotation, molecular function: ATP binding; ABC-type transporter activity; ATP hydrolysis activity. The transcript is spliced from 7 exons.
UGCGCGCGUCAUGGCAUUGGAACAAUUGACAACCAUAUUAUCGACAUGGCUGCCAGGUCUGUUAUCGCUGUCCUUGCGACUGCAUUCACACACUCGACGUUGCCCUCAGUAUACAUGCCACGACAAUGAGCGAUGAAGAUGAGCGCAAGCCGCUCGAACCACAAAGCUCCUACAAGAAGCCAACCAAAGGUUUUGCGGCAUAUCUGCGCUUUUUCACGUACGCCGAUUCACUAAGCAUAGCACUCUAUGUUGUCGCUGCAAUCUGUUUGCUGGCAUGCGGUACUGCUCUGCCCAUCCUCGACAUUGUCUUUGGCAAGUUUGUCACUCAGUUCAACGACUUUGCAAUAGGCCGCAUUUCCAAAACUGCUUUCCAGAACAAGAUCUCGGAUACUGCCCUCAUCCUCGUGUACAUCUGUGUCGCUAAAUUGGUACUCUUCUAUAUCGGCAUGAACGCCAUAUCGGUCGCUUCUCUCCGGACUUCGAGAGCCUUUCGCAUCGACUAUGUUGAUAAAACUUUGCGCCAGGAAAUUGCAUACUUCGAUGGGAACGAUCUCGGCUCAAUAGCAAUGGACGUCACCACCAGCGGAAAUCUUGUCAGCCAGGGCACAGCAGAAAAGCUGGGUGUGACCUUGCAAGCUCUGUCGACCUUCAUUACCGCCUUCGUAGUUGCUUUGGCUACUCAGUGGAAGCUGUCACUCAUCACUAUGUGCGUUGUCCCCGCCAUAGUGAUUACUUCUGCUACUUGCAUCACCAUCGACGCAAAGCAAGAAAGUAGAGUGUUGAAGUUCUACUCCGCUGCCGGCACGAUGGCCAGCGAGGCUCUAUCCAGUAUCCGGAUGGUCCACGCCUUCUGGGGGCAACCCAAAGUCUUGGCCAAGUAUCAAACCAUUUUGGAUGCGGCAGAGAAAGAGGGAAGGAAAAAGUCAAUCAACUACGGUGUCCUCUUCUCGAUGCAAUACUUCUGUGUGCUGUCGGGAUACGCGUUGGCGUUUUGGGAAGGUAUCCGGCUCUACUCUAGUGGCGAGAUCACACAGCCUGGAGAUGUGAUUGUAGUCAUCUUCGCAGUCCUUGUCGCCGCUACCUCCAUCACCCAAGUCGCACCACAGAUAGCUGUCGUCGCCAAAUCCUGCUCGGCAGCCGAGAACCUUUUCAAGGUCAUCGACCGAGAGCCAAAGUUGAAUGCCCUUACCAAUAUUGGACAGACGAUUCCCAACUCUCAGCUGCAAGGUCGAAUCGAGUUUCGCGAUGUUCACUUUGCCUAUCCAUCCAGACCGGACACUACAGUGCUCAAUGGACUGACGAUCAGCUUUCCUGCCAACAAGACGACAGCACUAGUCGGUGCCAGUGGAUCUGGGAAAAGCACGAUAGUUGGUCUCCUCGAGAGAUGGUACGAUCGCACGGAGGGCAGUAUCACACUUGAUGGAGUGGACAUUACCGAGCUGGACGUGAAGUGGCUUCGUACACAGGCCCGCUUAGUUCAGCAGGAACCUGUUCUGUUCAACGCUAGUGUUUUUGAGAACGUUCGCAACGGCAUCGCGAAUUUUGAUCACAGCCUUUCAGGAGAUGCACAGCUGCGUCUUGUGAAAGAAGCCUGCGUCAAGGCAAACGCUCACGAAUUUAUAUGCGCAUUGCCUCAAGGAUAUCACACCAAGGUUGGUGAGAGAGCCGGAACUCUGUCUGGCGGUCAAAAGCAGCGUAUUGCGAUCGCUCGCAGCAUCGUUUCAAACCCGCGGAUCUUGCUCUUGGACGAAGCAACGAGUGCGCUAGAUCCUGUGGCAGAAGGCAAGGUUCAAGCGGCCUUGGAUGCCGUGCGACAAUCCAGGACCACGAUCAUGAUCGCACACAAGCUUUCGACUGUCCGAGAAGCUGACAACAUUGCCGUCAUCGAACGCGGUACCGUGGUUGAACAAGGCACGCACGAACAGCUCAUCGCUACUAGAGGUGCAUACUACCGUCUCGUCGCGGCCCAAGAUCUUGGCAAUAAUCAUGGUCGGAAUAGCAGAGAAGACAGCCUUGCUACAACAGAAAAGCAAGACGAUAUCAACGAGGAAGUGGUGCAAUUCCCAACCGAGCAAUCCGACCCUGUAUCACAGAGCUUGGACUAUGGUAUUCUUCACUGCGUCUCCAAAUUUCUGGCCGAGCAGCGCAAUCUAUGGCCAGAAUUCAUGGUAGUCUGCAUAUCAUGUGUGGUUGGAGGUCUUACUUAUCCUGUGAUGGCGAUCCUGAUAUCCCGAUUGAUCAACUCGUUCAACAAGGGCCCCAGCCCUCAGCUUACACACGACGGCAACUUCUACUCGUUAAUGCUCUUCAUCACCGCUCUGAUUAAUCUAGCCGCCUAUUUCUCGAUGGGUUACGUGACAAACAUCGUUUCGCAAAGACUGACACGCCGCUAUCGUAGCGAGAUUCUCGAAUCUGUGCUUACUCAAGACAUCAGUUUCUUCGAUGAACAGCAGAAUACUACUGGCGCGAUUGUUUCGAGACUCUCCACUGCACCGACACAGUUGCAAGAGCUACUCGGUUUCAACGUGGCAAUUAUCUUCAUCACGCUCGUCAAUCUGGUGUCGACUUGUAUCCUUGCUCUGAUUGUCGGUUGGAAGCUGGCUUUGGUUGUUUUGUUUGGAGCUCUCCUUCCCAUUAUCAUAUCGGCAUGGCUUCGCUUCGCUAUGGAAUCACGUUUGGAGUCUUCCAUUGAGAAACGUUUUGCAGCCAGCGCUGCGAUAGCGUCGGAAUCUGUCGCUGCAAUUCGUACUGUCGCUUCUUUGACGCUUGAAGACAAAAUCGUUGAAAGAUACAGCGACUGUCUCACAGACAUUGUCGAAAAAUCAGGUCGCAGCUUUUUGUGGAUCAACUUUUUCUUCUCUGCUGCCCAAGCCAUCGUCUUUGCCGCGAUGGCGCUGACUUUCUGGUACGGUGCACAGCUUGUUCUCCGCAACGAGUACACCCAAAAUCAGUUCUUCAUUAUCUUCAUCGCGGUUCUCUUCUCUGGCGAAGCCUGUGUGCAAGUGUCGACAUUCACUACGAGUCUGAGCAGCGCCAGAUCUGGCGCCAACUACAUUCUUUGGUUACGUCAACAAAGAUCCAAGCCUGCGCCAUCGUUGAACGACGACAAGGAGGACUCGGAUAACGAGAGGGCCGGUGGCCCAGCUGCAAUCAACGUUAUCGAUCUAGAAUUCGCCUACAAACAAAGGUCAGAUGUCAAGGUCAUCGAGGGCGUUCAGAUGCAAAUCGAGGAAGGCGAGUUUGUCGCAUGCGUUGGCGCCUCGGGCUGCGGCAAAUCGACCAUGGUGAGCUUGUUAGAACGCUUCUACGACGCGACCUCGGGCCGGAUCGAGUACAACUCCACGAACAUCAAUGAGCUUUACACCAAAAAAUACCGCCAUAACAUCGCACUGGUGCAACAAGAACCAACGCUUCUUUCGGGGACGCUACGCGAGAACAUCGCAUUUGGUUUGGAUGUUGAGCCCACGGAUGAGCAGGUGGAAGAUGCUUGCAAACAAGCUAACAUCUGGGACUUUGUGACAUCCCUUCCGGACGGACUGGCAACAAAUUGCGGUAGCAGCGGCACACAACUGUCCGGCGGUCAGCGCCAGAGAAUAGCGAUUGCCAGGGCUUUGAUCAGAAACCCGAGACUGCUGCUCUUGGAUGAGGCUACGUCGGCGUUAGACACCGAGAGCGAGAGGAUUGUGCAAGCUGCCAUCGAGAAGGCCAGUCGCCAGGAUAUGACCACCGUUGCAAUUGCACAUCGCCUAUCGACCAUCAAGGGAGCAGACCGUAUAUUCGUGUUCAGCAAUGGACAAAUCGUCGAGAGUGGCGACCACAAGACUUUGACACAGCUGGGAGGCAUGUACUACAAUAUGUGUCUGAGUCAGUCAUUAGAAUAGGAUGCUCCGACAGUUGAGAUGGUCAGCUAUACUGCUUUGAUUUGUGACUAGUAUCAUCCAGAAACUUCGACGAUGUGUGCAUUCAUCAUUCCGCCUUCUUCUCGAUUUCACCCAAGUUUCUAGUUAAACACUGCGACCUGUAUAUCGUGCCUGUAGUUUUAACGACUGUUCGCUGUUCGAGAUUUCGCAG